AUGACAAACUUCUUGUUAGAAGUGAAUGUUGAAAUUUGCAAAAUUGAUGAUGAAGUUGUUUAUGAUUGGACCGUAUCGACCAUGACUUGUGCUGUGACGGUUGAGGUUUCUGCUGUAUUGACCAUAGUUGUAACAACCUCAAUACUGAUUCUAAUUCACCGUCAUGGUGAUGCCGAAUCAAUCAAUGAAAUUGACAAUCAGGAAAAUGAUACCGAAUCGAUUAAUGAAAAUGGUAACGAAUCAAAUAAUGAAAGUGGUAACGAAUCAAAUAAUGAAAGUGAUAAUAAAUUACUUUGUGAAAGUCCUUCAAAAUGGGAUGGAGUGAAUAAUUAUAAGCCUUCUGCACGUCAUCCUAUUUGCUUUGGAAAUGCAUCACGAGCUAGGCGACUUCAUGCUACGCAAGCUAAAAAAAAUGGCAGAAGACAAUGA
This is a messenger RNA of Entrophospora candida, 429 nucleotides long. The record is from the annotation of a GenBank genome assembly. Lineage: Eukaryota; Fungi; Glomeromycota; Glomeromycetes; Entrophosporales; Entrophosporaceae.